CAACCCAUGACACAGACCAUGCAGCAGCCCAUGACACAGACCAUGCAGCAACCAAUAACGCAGACCAUGCAACCGCCAAUGGGAAUGCCGGUGAUGAAUACUGGAAUGAUGCCUGUUAUAGGAAAUGUUGGCGUUACUCCGUCUACGUCUUCCGUAGCCGGAACGAUUGGAAAUCUCAGUUUAAAUGAUGUGCAAAUUCAAGAAGCUCAAAAGUCGCAACUUUUGCUUCAAGUUCUUAAUCUUCCACAACAACAGAUUGAUAUGUUACCACCUGAACAACGUAACCAUGUUUUAGCUUUGGUGGAAACAACAACUUUUACUCCAAACCAGGCAGACGUAAGUGGAAUAAUGGGUA
Dentiscutata heterogama is the source of this 355-nucleotide messenger RNA. Lineage: Eukaryota; Fungi; Glomeromycota; Glomeromycetes; Diversisporales; Gigasporaceae. The record is from the annotation of a GenBank genome assembly.